Molecule: messenger RNA, 1540 nt
Organism: Python bivittatus (Burmese python)
Lineage: Eukaryota; Metazoa; Chordata; Lepidosauria; Squamata; Pythonidae
Source: RefSeq, a predicted model, not a curated record
AUGCUCUCUUUCCUUUUCGCCAUCCAGCAGAUCAACCAGGAUUCCCAUCUCUUGCCCAACAUCACCCUGGGUUACAAUAUCUAUGAAAAUUAUUUCCAUGCAGGAAAGACUUCAGGUGCUCUGCUGGACCUGCUUUCAGAUGGGGAGGCCGAUGUCCCCAACUACAGGUGUGGAAGGCUGAGAAACACAGUGGUGGUUCUCGAAGGGGCCAAGACUGACAUCUCCAUCCAGAUUUCGACCAUGUUGGGCACCUACAAAAUCCCUCAGCUUCAUUCCUUUCUUCAAAACUCUCAGUUUUACAAUAAUUCUAUAAAUGGAGUAUAUUUGGAUGAGAAGGGAGACCCAUCAGCAGACCUGGAUGUUGUGAAGUGGGAGGCUGUCAGUGAUAUGCAUCUUAGCAGAGUGAGGUUCGGGCAUCUAGAAAGACAGGGAUCCCUGGAUUUCAAGUUUAUGAUCAACCAGAAAGCUGUUGAAGAUAUGGAAGAACGGAACAAGCCCCUGCCUCCUUCCAGGUGUGUGGAAAGCUGUCGUCCCGGAUUCCUGAAGGAGGCUCAGGAAGGGAGGCCCAUCUGCUGCUACGACUGUCUUCCUUGUGCAGAAGGAACCAUCUCCACCCAGGCAGAUGCAGAAAAAUGCACCAAAUGUCCAGAGGAUCAGCAUCCAAACAUCCAGCGAGAUCACUGCAUCCCCAAGAUUAAAACAUUCCUAUCCUAUCAAGAAAAUCUGGGGAUCACUCUGGCUUCCCUUGCCUUGUUCUUCUCUUUAAUUAUAGGCAUAAUUUUGGGAAUCUUCAUUAAAUUCCAAGAAACUCCAAUUGUCAAAGCCAAUAAUCGGGAUCUCUCCUACGUCCUCCUUGUCUCCCUCCUGCUUUCCUUCUUGACCUCUUUCCUGUUCAUUGGUCGGCCAAGGAGAGCCACCUGCCUUCUCCAACAAGUAGCAUUCAGCACUGUUUUCUCACUCGCUGUCUCUUCUGUCUUGGCCAAAACUGUCACAGUGGUGUUAGCCUUUUUGGCCACAAAACCAGGGAAUAAAGUGCAGAGAUGGCUGGGGAAGAGCCUGGCCAACUCCAUCAUCCUUUCUUGUUCUGGUCUCCAAGUUGUCCUCUGCAGCAUCUGGUUGGGCACUUCUCCCCCAUUCCCUGAUUCUGACCUGCACUCACAACCUGGAGAGAUUGUUCUGCAAUGCAAUGAAGGUUCUGUCACCAUGUUUUAUGGAGCCCUGGGUUACAUGGGCUUCCUGGCCACCAUCUGCUUCACGGUGGCUUUUCUGGCCAGGAGCCUCCCUGGGGCCUUCAAUGAAGCCAAGCUGAUCACCUUCAGUAUGUUGGUCUUUUGCAGUGUCUGGGUCUCCUUUGUGCCCACUUACUUGAGCACCAAGGGGAAGUACAUGAUAGCUGUGCAGGUCUUCUCCAUCUUGGCCUCCAGUGCUGGCCUGCUGGGCUGCAUCUUCAUCCCCAAGUGCUUCAUCAUUCUGUUAAGGCCAGAUCUCAAUACAAAAGAAUAUUUGAUGUCAAAAUAACAGAAAAGUGGGUUUGGGGUGA